CAUGGAGCUGGACGACUUUGAUCCUGAAGACAAAGAGAUACUGAGCUGGGAUAUUAAUGACAUGAAACUGCCGCAGAAUGUGAAAAAGACCGACUGGUUCCAAGAGUGGCCUGACUCCUACGUGAAACACAUCUACAGCUCCGAGGACAGGAACGCACAACGCCACCUGAGCAGCUGGGCGAUGCGCAACACCAACAACCACAACUCCCGCAUCCUCAAGAAGUCCUGCCUGGGGGUGGUCGUGUGCAGCCGAGACUGUUCCACCGAGGAGGGCCGCAAGAUCUACCUGAGACCCGCCAUCUGUGACAAAGCCAGGCAGAAGCAGCAGAGGAAAUGCUGUCCCAACUGCAAUGGGCCGCUGAAGCUCAUACCCUGCAGAGGCCACGGAGGCUUCCCCGUCACCAACUUCUGGAGGCACGACGGACGCUUCAUAUUUUUCCAGUCGAAAGGAGAACACGACCACCCCAAGCCGGAAACCAAGCUGGAAGCCGAGGCCAGACGGGCAAUGAAGAAAGUGCAUAUGGCGUCUGCCUCCAGCUCCUUACGAAUCAAGGGGAGCCCUGAAACUAAGGCUCUCCCAGGUGAAAUACCGACUCAGGGAAGUUUACCUUUAACUUGGUCAUUCCAAGAAGGCGUCCAACUGCCCAGCAGCUACAGCACACCUUUAAUAGCUAACGCCCCCCAGCAGAACUCUCUGAAUGAUUGCCUAUCCUUCCCCAAGAGUUACGAUUUGGGGGGAACCACUGAGCUGGAAGAUCCAACUUCCACCUUAGACGCCACCAAGCUCUAUGAGAAAUACAAGUUCUCCGGCAGUAGGCUCUACGGCAGCGAAGACCAGUUUCAGCCUCCUGUGCCGGGGGCGUACCCAGAUUAUGACGAUCUGCAAGCCUGGAAUCGAAAUGUUGCCUUAGGGAGAAACCCUAAUGAUGACACCUACUAUCCCAGCUAUCCUCCUCUGCCUGUGACCAACUGGCCCUAUGACUUCUUCCCUUCCCAGAAUUCUUUGGAGCACUUCCCCCAGCAGCUUCCACUGGAACCUCCUGCAUCCCAAACUGGUGGCUAUCCCUUGUGGCCCAAUCCAGGAGACGAGCCUUAUGAAGAGAAAGUGCCUGUGGAUUUCAACAGCUAUGUGCCUUCCCUCACAUACCCCUCACCUCAGCAGGAACCCUUGCUGCUUGCCUACGGCUCUCAUCCUCAGCAGCAAUACUCAUUGCCAGCCAAGUGGGAUUUUGAUGAGGAGGUGGCACGCAUGGGCUUGGAGCACUUCAACAAUGAAAUGCUCCUCAACCUCUGUCCUUUGAGAUGACUCAAACCUCCCCUCCUUCCCCCUCCCCCAAUCAAGGAGGAAUGUCCUUA
Messenger RNA from Acomys russatus (golden spiny mouse), 1356 nucleotides. It is a transcript of the gene Gcm1, whose product is annotated as glial cells missing transcription factor 1. Gene Ontology annotation, molecular function: DNA-binding transcription activator activity, RNA polymerase II-specific; RNA polymerase II cis-regulatory region sequence-specific DNA binding. Gene Ontology annotation, biological process: cell differentiation involved in embryonic placenta development; gliogenesis; regulation of transcription by RNA polymerase II. NCBI's taxonomy places the organism in Eukaryota, Metazoa, Chordata, Mammalia, Rodentia, Muridae. The record is from RefSeq and is a predicted model, not a curated record. The coding region runs from base 2 to 1306 and encodes 434 amino acids. The transcript has 5 exons. Gene Ontology annotation, cellular component: nucleus.